AUGCUUACCAACCACACCGAAAUAGACCGUAUCGCUACCAGUCUCGCAACGGAGGGAAUCACAUGGCACAUGAUACCCCCACGUGCCCCAAAUUUCGGUGGCCUCUGGGAGGCAGCCGUGAAGGUGGCCAAACGUCACCUCGUUCGUCAAUUGGGCAACACCGUAUUGUUCUACGAAGACUUGCUGACGAUUCUAGCGCAGAUAGAGAGCUGUAUGAAUUCCCGCCCGCUUGUUUCUCUAUCGGAGGAUCCCAACGAUCUGCACGCCCUAACGCCGGGGCGUUUUCUUUUCGUCCAGCAGAAAGUUCAGCACUUUUGGUACCGCUGGAGAAACGAGUACCUGAAAGAACUACAACGACAAGCUACCGUAAACCCAGAAAAAGUCAACCUUAAGGUUGGCCAGGUGGUGAUCCUGCAAGACCAGCUUUUAUCUCUAACGCGGUGGUCAUUGGCUCGAGUUGAAGAAAUUUUUCCUGAAAAAGACGACGUUUCACGAGUGGUGGUUCUGCGAACACCGUCCGGAACUUACAGGCGACCCGCCUACAAGGUGUGUCCGUUACCUGAUACGUUCGACGAGGAUGAAGAAGUCAGCGCAACCCUCAACCAAGCUGACGACAUCAUUUGUUCAUCAAAUUAG
Molecule: messenger RNA, 636 nt
Organism: Topomyia yanbarensis
Lineage: Eukaryota; Metazoa; Arthropoda; Insecta; Diptera; Culicidae
Exons: 2
Coding region: 1-636 (211 amino acids)
Molecular function (GO): nucleic acid binding
Source: RefSeq, a predicted model, not a curated record